AAACUGUUGUCACUGUGAACUGAAGUGGACCUGACUAGGGGGCAGUAUUUCCUUCUGCCCUUCUGUCAGACUAGCGCGUUGGUGACCAUAGAAGAAGAGAAAGCGGAAGUCUUCAAACAUAAACGGUGUAGUGUUGUGCUCGCAGCUUUACCUUUUUCGAGAAUGGCGGAUGAGGAAGACGAGCCUGGAUUCGACGAGGAACUGGACGAGGGGUCCUGUGGCGCCGAUGGAGGACACGGGAAGAGAAAGCGUCUUUUCUCCAAGGAGCUUCGCUGCAUGAUGUACGGGUUUGGAGACGAUCAGAAUCCGUACACCGAAUCAGUGGACAUUCUUGAAGACCUUGUAAUCGAGUUUAUCACGGAGAUGACCCAUAAAGCCAUGUCUAUAGGUCGCCAGGGUCGCGUCCAGGUCGAAGACAUUGUUUUCCUCAUCCGGAAAGACCCGAGGAAGUUCGCCCGAGUGAAGGAUCUGCUGACCAUGAACGAGGAACUUAAGAGGGCACGCAAAGCCUUUGACGAAGCUAAUUAUGGCUCUUGAUUUGGGCUCGAUAUGAACAUUACGACGUCUAGAUUGUCUGUAAAAGACAAAUGUCACAAUGCUGUUCUGUUUUGGAGGGGUUUCACAUGUUAUUAACUGCCUCUAAUCUACUGCAGAAACUCCACAAGGCCAACCUGGCCAUGUUUUUCAACAACGACCCUUUUCUUUCCUUUGUUGUGAUUUGUCCGCUGUUCAUUCAGAAUUGGCUUUUUGUGGCUUCUUUACAUUUCUGUAUUAAAGUUAGCUGUUUUUA
Molecule: messenger RNA, 790 nt
Organism: Osmerus eperlanus (European smelt)
Lineage: Eukaryota; Metazoa; Chordata; Actinopteri; Osmeriformes; Osmeridae
Gene: taf13
Product: TATA-box binding protein associated factor 13
Exons: 2
Coding region: 163-537 (124 amino acids)
Biological process (GO): transcription by RNA polymerase II
Cellular component (GO): transcription factor TFIID complex
Molecular function (GO): protein heterodimerization activity
Source: RefSeq, a predicted model, not a curated record